GUUUUAAGGAUUCGGUUUCGCUUCCACCAGGAACUUGGAUUUGGCUGAAUGUGAAUCCUGAUCCGAAUCCUGAAGCUGAGAAGAUUUGGGGAUAAUUCCCAGAUACCCCUGGGCCAGAGGAAGGUCUCGGCUAAUUCGCCUGGAUAUGUGGCCAGUCGGGCUUGUGUGGGCGGCCAUUGCCCACUGUGUCUUACUUGCCCCCAGCAGUGCCCACCCAUACAGGGGCAGAUACAAGGCCUCCGUAUUCUCUGACCUUACUUCUUCUGAAAUGACCUCUGUACAGAACUUCUUGAUGGACCAGGAGGGUCUCCGUCUGGGAUCCACUCAGCAAACCCUGAGGAAAAAUACCAUCUUCAUGAUGGAGCUCAACGUGCCCAAGAAGCAGCAAGUUCUCAGCUUUCUGGACCGAAAUGGGCCCAAACCUCCGAGAGAGGCCAAAGUGGUCAUCAGCUUUGCAGACCAGCCUCAACCCAACGUCACAGAAUUCCUUGUCGGCCCACUGCCCCACCCCUAUUACUAUAGGCCCAUUGUCUACAGGGGCAACAAGACGAUCAAGUUCGAGUCCCGGCCGGUCACCACCACAGAGUAUCAUUUCAUUCACCAGAAGUUGCUGGAGGUUAUGAGGGAGGUGGGACACAUCCUACUGGAGACUUCAGGGUUCUCCUACUACAACUGCACCGACCGCUGCCUUUCCUUCACCGACAUUGCCCCCCGAGGCCUGAAAUCUGGGGACCGCAGGUCCUGGCUAAUGAUAAACAAGUACGUGGAGGGGUAUUUUCUCCAUCCUAUAGGCUUUGAGGUUCUGCUCAACCAUCGCUCCCUGGACCCCAAGGAAUGGGCCGUGGAGAAGAUUUGGUACAAUGGACAAUAUUUUGACGGCGUUGAGGAACUGGUCAGGAAAUAUGCCAAUAACCAAUUGUCCAAGCUCCGCCUGCCGGACCAUAUGGACGCUGAUCCCUACUCCACGUUCAUACCCCGGGGGCAGUAUAAGACCAAAUCAGACAUACAUGGCCCCAAGGUGUGUGAGCCUCAGGGCAAGCGCUACCGGGUCAUGGGUAACUAUGUGGAGUACGCGGGGUGGAGCUUGGCCUUCCGCUCCAGCACGUCGGCCGGGAUGCAGCUCUACGACAUACAGUACAACGAUGAACGUAUCGCCUACGAGGUGAGCAUCCAGGAGGCCAUUGCUUUCUAUAGUGGGGUCACCCCCUCGGCAAUGCAGACUAAGUCUAUCGACUCGGGGUGGGGCAUGGGCACGGUUGACUAUGAGUUGGCCAAAGGCAUUGACUGCCCCGAGGUGGCCACCUACCAGGAUGUCUAUCACUUCUAUGACUCAAACAAACCAGUCCGUUACAGGAAUGCCGUUUGCAUCUUUGAGCUCCCUACUGGGGUGCCCUUACGCCGGCACUUCGACAGUAACUACCGGGGGGGCUACAGCUUCUACGGUGGCCUGGAGAAUCAUGUCCUGGUGCUCAGAACCACCUCUACCGUCUAUAACUAUGAUUAUAUCUGGGACUUCAUCUUCUACCAGAAUGGGGUGAUGGAGGUGAAGGUUCACCCUACAGGCUACAUCCAGGCGACCUUCCUCACCCCCCAUGGGACCCUCUAUGGCAGCAAAGUCCAUAACAACGUCCUGGGGAACCUACACACCCACCUGAUCCAUUAUAAGGUGGACCUGGACAUUGCAGGGACAGACAACACCUUCCAGACGAUGGGGCUGAAGGCUGAGAACAUCUCCAACCCCUGGAGCCCCGGGGACUUUAUAUUCCAGCACCGCCUGGAGCGCCACCUGAAGGUCUCUGAGAGACAUGCGGCCUUCAGAUUCGGCACGCCCCUCCCCAAGUACUUAAUAUUCAUGAACCCCAACAAGAUGAACAAAUGGGGGCACCCAAAGAGCUACAGAAUCCAGUACAACUCCCAUGGCGACCAAAUCCUGCCCAGACGCUGGAAGGAGGAGAAGGGGGUGUCCUGGUCCAGGUACAGCCUGGCAGUCACGCGCCAUAGCAACGCCGAGGUAACCAGCAGCAGCAUCUACGCCCAGAAUGAUCCCUGGGACCCCUUCGUUUACUUCGAGAAUUUCAUCCGCAACAAUGAAGAUAUCAUUAAUAAGGACCUGGUUGCCUGGGUGACGGUGGGUUUCCUACACGUACCCCACGCAGAAGAUAUCCCCAACACAACCACCCCAGGAAAUGCAGUGGGGUUCUUGCUGCGCCCCUUUAACUUCUUUGAUGAGGACCCCUCGGUGGCGUCUAGGGGUGCGGUGAUGGUGAGACCCACAGACGGUUCCUUCUCUAAAGUCGAGGUUCAGCGUUGGACCCCACAAGUCGUUGGUCACUGUGUUUCCGAUGAGCCAUUCAGAUAUAACGGCACCUACUUCUAAUGGGGCCCCCGGGAACCCUAUUGUGGGGGGCCCCCGGGAACCCUAUUGUGGGGGGCACUGGGGAUCCCCAUGGAACAUUUCAGAACGUGGGGUUCUCCUGGGUGAGCCCGGGGCUGGGGGUACAGGGACAGUUGCACCCAAUCACAUGACUCGGAUGGGGAUCAGUCACGGGGGGGGGGUCCCACAGUUUGAGGUACAGGUUUGUGCCUGAGGAAGAGCCCAAGGGGUAGCGCAGAGUAACACUAUAUAUAUAAUAUAAUCACACCAAUACAUGUAUAAGGGAAUAUACUGAAUAACAAAUCAAUGGAUUAUUUAACACAAAUCAAUAUAUUUACAUUAUAUACAGAUUAAUAACAAAACAUUACAGCUCCCGACAGGCACAGAACAUGGGGGUUCCUUCUCUCUAACCAGCUGGUCAUUGGCUCCCUCUGGUCUGUACCCCCACAUCCUCCCUGGUCCCUUCCGAUGCAGUUCCCAGGUGCUCCCCCAGGUGCUCCCUCAGAUGCUCCCCCCAGGUGCUCCCCCAAGUGCUCCCCCAGGUGCUCCCCCAAGUGCUUCCCCCAGGUGCUCCCUCA
Xenopus tropicalis (tropical clawed frog) is the source of this 2952-nucleotide messenger RNA. It is a transcript of the gene aoc1, whose product is annotated as amine oxidase, copper containing 1. Gene Ontology annotation, molecular function: primary methylamine oxidase activity; copper ion binding; oxidoreductase activity, acting on the CH-NH2 group of donors, oxygen as acceptor. The coding region runs from base 146 to 2377 and encodes 743 amino acids. The record is from RefSeq and is a predicted model, not a curated record. Lineage: Eukaryota; Metazoa; Chordata; Amphibia; Anura; Pipidae. Gene Ontology annotation, biological process: amine metabolic process. The transcript has 5 exons.